This is a messenger RNA of Closterium sp. Yama58-4, 2346 nucleotides long. The record is from the annotation of a GenBank genome assembly. NCBI's taxonomy places the organism in Eukaryota, Viridiplantae, Streptophyta, Zygnematophyceae, Desmidiales, Closteriaceae.
AUGGCGGUAGAGCUGGAUGCCGACGCGGUGCGGCACGCCAAGGUCAAGAUGAUAUUUCACAAGUUUGACAACAAUAAAGACGGUGGACUAGACCGCUCGGAAAUGGCUGGUCUCGUCAUCGCCGUCAAUCCCAAGGUCAAGUUUAAGGACGAGCAAAUCGAGGCUAUUCUAGACGAGGUAUUUAAAACUUACGGAGAAUAUAUUACCGAAGGCGUCGGUUUGUCUUUCGAAGGGCUUCAGCAGACCUACGACGACGGAGCUGGCGACGUGGACAGGGAUUUUGAAGCACUUAAUCUUGUGCUGGACAUUCCCACUCCGGCCCCUCUCCCUGCAAUUCCCGCUGUUCCCGAGCCUCCUGCCGAAGUUCCUGCCGAGCCUGAACCUCCUGCUCCGGUGGAGGAAGAUAAGGGAGGAUAUAACUACUUGUCCACAAAGCACAUGGUGGAAGCCCUCGAGGCGCUCAUCCAGCAGCAGCCACGCGCACAAGACAACCCGAACAACGUUCUCAGCAGUCCCGCAUUCACAAAAGCCGUCGCCGAUCUUCGCUCGCAGUCGGAGAGCUUGUUACCCGUCGCAGCAGUCGUGGAGGCGAACAUGGCGAUGGGUCGCGCGCUGAUGAAGGUCGGUCGCACGGAGGAGGCGAAACCGUCGUUUACGCGUGUCGUGGAGAUUGAGCCGCAGAACGUUCGCGCGUACUUCCUUCUUGGAAACGCGUAUUACAGCAUGGGACAGUUGGCUCAGGCGCGGGAUGCGUACAGCCAGAGCCUCGAGGCGGGGAAAGCGGACCCCGAAGCGCACGCGACCAUUCUUCCUCAGGUGCACGUGAAUCUGGGUAUAGCAAUGGAGGCGGAGGGCCUGCUGAUGAACGCGUGCGACCACUACCGCGAGGCGGGCAUGCUGAACCCGCACCACCACCACGCCAUGAAGCUUCUCGGCAGCGCGCUCUAUGGGCUCGGCGAGUACCGUGAGGCGGAGGAGGCGCUGCAGAAUGCGCUGUAUCUGGACCCCAAGUACGCCGACGCUCAUUGCGACCUGGGGUCGACACUCCAUGCGCUAGGCGACGACGUGCGCGCGGGGCAGGCGUUCGAGCGCGCGCUGAGUCUGGCUCCUGACCACGUGGACGCGCUCUACAACUACGCGGGGCUGCUGCGCGACACAGGCCAGUUCGACGCCGCCGUCGACACCUACUCCAAGGUGCUCGCGCUCAGCCCGGGGCACUGGCAGGCGCAGCUCAACCGCGCCGUGUCGCUGCUGGGCGGCGGGAAAGGGGAGGCGGCGCAGCGCGAGCUGGAGGCGGCGUAUCGGCUGACGAACCGCGUGGAGCUGUACGAUGCGCUCCCGGAUCGGGGCGGGGAGGGCGCGGGGGGCGCGGUGGAGGGUAGUUUCGUGGUGCUGGAUCCGGCGAGAAUGAAGGGCAGCGGCCCCACGGUGUGCAAUCCCACGGAGCUGGCUGUGGCCCUUGACGUCCGCGCCUACCAGCGCCACACGCGCUUGUCCAAGGUGCCGGUGGCAGCGCUGCGCGCGGAGCUCUCAGAGGCCAACUUCGAGGCAGCCCCGCGCGAGCGUAUGGUGCGAAAGGCAGCCAUCGAGUUGCUGCUGCGCCAGCUGCUCCCCGAAGCCCUCCCCCCAGAGACGUUCCAGCAGGCCGUGCGCGCCCUCAACGAAAAGGUCAUCUCGGCCGUCGAAACCGGCGGCGGCGCGGCCGCGGCAGCCGUUGAUCUGGGGCUGUUUCUGGCUAUCGUGGCGCUGCUGUGCGACGGGGCGGUGCCGGAGCGGAAGCUGGUGGCGUUUGAAGCGCUGCAGUGGCGGCGGGGGCGGCCGGAGGGCACCGCAGGGAAGAUCAUGCGGCGCGACGCGGUGGGGUUUGUGCAGCUGGUGCGGGAGAUCUACCUGCCGGGGCAGCCACCCAUGCCCGAGGAGGACAAGGGCGGCGAGGAGGGCGUGCCGGACGUGGGGUUGGAGCAGUUUGAGACCCUUGUGGAUGAUUAUUUCCCCAUUCUCUACACCCUGCGCAAGCUGGAAGUUUAUGAUCGUACCCGGCACCUGGGCAUGUCGUGCGACGUGUGCCGAUACGCCAUUGUCGGGCUGCGCUACCGCGAGACCAAGUCGCGCUUCGACCUCUGCGCCACGUGCUACAGCGAGAGGAAAGCCCCUGCCAAGCAUGCAGGCCCCUCUCUUCUGUCGUCACGUAACCGCGUGUUCACGUUUGCCGAGUAUGUGACCGGCACGGACAAGCUUCCUAUAUUGCUGGAGCUGUGUGGGGGAGGAGCAAUUGGAACAAGAGGUGGUUGGAACGGGAGGAGGGGGGAAAAGGUGCCAGCCUUUCAGGUGGUGCUGUUGGUGUGA